Messenger RNA from Staurois parvus, 630 nucleotides. Lineage: Eukaryota; Metazoa; Chordata; Amphibia; Anura; Ranidae. The record is from the annotation of a GenBank genome assembly.
AUGUCGGGGCGCUCGGUCCGAGCCGAGACACGAAGCCGGGCUAAAGAUGACAUCAAACGGGUGAUGGCCGCCAUCGAAAAAGUACGGAAAUGGGAAAAGAAGUGGGUGACUGUCGGAGAUACUUCUCUUAGAAUUUACAAGUGGGUUCCUGUGGCUGAGCCUAAAGUGGAUGAUAAGACCAAAAACAAGAAGAAAACAAAAGAUGAGAAAUGUGGCUCUGAACUGACCACCCCAGAAAACAGCUCCUCUCCUGGCAUGAUGGACAUGAAUGAUGAUAAUAGCAACCAGAGCUCUAUAGCGGAUGCAUCACCUGUGAAGCAGGAGAACAGCAGCAAUUGUAGUCCUGCCCCAGACAACCUUAACAACCAGGCAGACAGUACUGAGUUGAAGUCUGAGGAGGCUCAUUCUAAUGCCAGCGAGCACCAGGAUUCUGAAGUUACUUCGGGUCAAAAUUCACAGUCCUCUGUGGAAAGUUCAUUAAUCAAUUCAGAGAAAACUGAGCUACAGUCUUGUGUUGAUAAAGAUGCUUCUGCAGAAAACACAAAAAAUUCUCAGGAUUCUGAUGAUGGUGCCCCUCCAAGCAAAAAGGCAAAAUCUGACAGUUCGGCACAAAACACAGAAGCAGUCUAG